UUGUCAAUUUCUUGCGCUCCCGUUGAAACGACUGGUUGUUGUUUCCCAGGGUUAGGAGGAAGAAGUUGUCCACCUCGCUGUGUCGGAGGUUUGGGAACACCGAGAGAGGAUAACAGACUCUAUCGAGGGAGCUUCACUUUCUUCUGUGACCAGAGGACGACCUGUGAAACUGAAUGGGAAGAGAGUAUUGGGCUGAAAGGAAGGCAGGAAGGAUAUAACCUACCCAUCACCUUGUAGCACAACGCGGUGUGAGCGGCAACGCUGCAACUCCUCACACCGCUGCACUGGAUUGUGUUGGGAGCAAACAAGGGAAUGACAUAAACAUACACAGAGAUGGUUUACUACCCUCGGGGACCUUCAGAGACACUACUACUACUGCUGCUGCUGUGAACUUUUCUGUCCUAAAACUGUACAGACGAGAAGGGGGGUUAAAAAAAUUGCUUCUUCCUCUUAUCAGCAAAAGGAUUAAUUAUGCCGGACCAAAUCACAGUUUCAGAGUUUGUGGCAGAGACGAAUGAAGACUAUAAAUCGCCGACUGCCUCUAACUUCACCACCAGGAUGUCCCACUGCAGGAAUACAGUGGCUGCACUGGAGGAGUCUCUGGAUGUGGACCGCAGUGUUCUGUACAAGAUGAAGAAGUCUGUGAAAGCCAUCUACACAUCCGGUCUAGCCCAUGUAGAGAACGAGGAGCAGUACACUCAGGCCCUGGAGAAGUUUGGAGAAAACUGCGUGUACAGAGAUGAUCCUGAUCUGGGUUCAGCUUUCCUCAAGUUCUCUGUUUUCACCAAGGAGCUCACUGCGCUCUUCAAAAACCUGUUCCAAAACAUGAACAACAUCAUCACGUUUCCUCUGGACAGCCUGCUGAAAGGAGACCUGAAGGGAGUCAAAGGGGAUCUGAAAAAGCCUUUUGACAAAGCCUGGAAGGACUACGAAACAAAAGUCACCAAGAUAGAGAAGGAGAAAAAAGAGCACGCCAGGCAGCACGGGAUGAUCAGGACGGAAAUCAGUGGGGCAGAAAUCGCUGAAGAGAUGGAGAAGGAGAGGAGAUUCUUCCAGCUGCAGAUGUGUGAGUAUCUCCUCAAAGUCAAUGAGAUCAAAAUCAAGAAGGGUGUGGACCUGCUGCAGAACCUCAUUAAGUACUUCCACGCACAGUGCAAUUUCUUUCAGGACGGGCUGAAAGCCGUGGACAACCUGAAACCUUCCAUAGAAAAACUGGCCACAGAUCUGCACACGAUAAAGCAGGUGCAGGAUGAGGAGAGGAAACAGCUGACUCAGUUAAGAGACGUCCUCAAGUCUGCACUACAGGUGGAGCAGAAGGAGUCUAGGAGAGAUUCACAGGUGCGGCAGAGCACCACCUACAGUCUGCACCAGCCGCAGGGUAACAAGGAGCACGGCACAGAACGCAGCGGGUACUUGUACAAGAAAAGUGACGGGUUGAGGAAAGUGUGGCAGAAGAGAAAAUGCACAGCAAAGAACGGAUACCUCACCAUCUCACACGGCACAGCUAACCGGCCGCCAGCUAAACUCAACCUGCUCACCUGCCAGGUGAAACACAAUCCUGAGGAGAAGAGAAGCUUUGACCUCAUAUCCCAUGACAGAACCUAUCACUUUCAGGCCGAGGACGACCAGGACUGUCAGAUCUGGAUCUCGGUGCUACAGAACAGUAAGGAGGAAGCGCUGAAUCAGGCCUUUAAAGGGGACCAGCAUGUCGGCGAGAACAACAUCGUGCAGGAGCUGACCAAAGCAAUCCUCGGAGAAGUCAAGAGGAUGACGGGAAAUGACGUGUGCUGUGACUGUGGAGCGCCCAACCCAACAUGGCUAUCCACCAACCUGGGCAUCCUCACCUGUAUUGAAUGUUCGGGGAUCCACAGGGAGCUGGGAGUCCACUACUCCAGGAUCCAGUCCCUUACUCUGGACGUACUCAGCACCUCAGAGCUCUUGCUGGCCAAGAAUGUGGGGAAUGCAGGCUUUAAUGAAAUCAUGGAGGCUUGUUUAAGUGCUGAAAAUGUGAAACCCAACCCAGCUAGUGACAUGCAGGCGAGGAAAGACUUCAUCACAGCCAAAUACACAGAGAAACGUUUCGCUAGGAAGAAGUGUCCUGAUGCGACGUCGCGGCUCCACACGUUGUGUGACGCAGUGAAGGCCCGGGACAUCUUCUCCCUCAUCCAGGUCUAUGCUGAGGGAGUCGACCUCAUGGAGCCCAUACCUCUGGCCAACGGACACGAACAAGGGGAGACAGCCCUUCAUCUUGCAGUCAGACUGGUGGAUAGAACGUCUCUUCACAUCGUCGACUUCCUCACUCAGAACAGUUUGAAUUUGGAUAAGCAGACGGCCAAAGGCAGCACAGCGCUGCACUACUGCUGCCUGACCGACAACAGCGAGUGUCUGAAACUGCUGCUGCGGGGGAAGGCCUCCAUAGAGAUUGCUAAUGAGGCCGGGGAGACACCGCUGGAUAUCGCUCGGAGGCUCAAACACCUACAGUGUGAGGAGCUGUUGAACCAAGCGCUGGCAGGGAAAUUCAACGGUCAUGCCCAUGUUGAGUAUGAAUGGUGCUUGCAGCAUGAAGACAUGGAUGAAAGUGACGAAGAUCUGGAUGAGAAGCCCAGCCCUCAUCGCAGAGACGAGCGUCCGGUCAGCUGUUACACCCCGAGCAGUAACUCCCACCUCCAGGCCAGUCUGGGCUCUGCGGGCCGCGACGCUGCCAGCCUCGCCAAGGACAAGCAGCGUACCUUCAUGCCCAACCUGGUCAACAACGAGACCUAUGGCACCAUCCUCAACGCCAACCCGCCUCAGCCCGCCACCACCUCUGCUCCGCCCCUGCCCCCGAGGAACCUGGGCCAGUUAUCCGGUCUGGGGGGGAUCGGUCAGUCUUCAGCGUCCAGCAGCUGGAAGCCCAGUUCUUUAGACCUGGUUGGCCGACAGAGGUCGUCCUCAGACCCCCCCAACAUGCACCCUCCUGUCCCCCCCAUGAGACUCACUUCAACCGGAGGUCUGGGUGCUCCUGUGGCGAAGAUGGAGGCCAUGAGCAUACAGUCCAAGUCAGGCCAGGGACCACUGGGGUCCAGAGCAGUGCCACCUAAAUCUCCUGCAGGCAAUGAUAAAAGCUUCAACAGAGGACCUCUAAAUCGAACACAAUCUAUCGAAAGACCAGCUAAGGAAGUGCCAGGAUGCCCCCAGAACUCCAUAGGUCAGUCUCUGCCUCCAGCCCCCAUGCCAAGGAAGAACUACCCAAAGCAGCGCCCGAAGCGAGUGAAAGCCAUCUACAACUGCGUAGCCGACAACCCAGACGAGCUGACCUUCUCUGAGGGCGAGGUGAUCGUGGUGGAUGGAGAGGAGGACCAGGAGUGGUGGCUGGGCCACAUCGAAGGCGAUCCGAUGAGAAAAGGAGCCUUCCCGGUUACAUUUGUACACUUCAUCGCUGACUGAACGGUUGCUCUCUGGGUCUCAGGAAGUGUCACGGGACGCGCCGUCUCUCCUUCACCCGUCUCUGUCCACCGGCCAGCCAAACCUCCACCAUCGUCCCAUUGUUUGUGGUCGACAUCAUCAUCUUCACUGGCAUCAUUGACGUGCUUGUUCAAGUGUCACUGCUGUAUCAUCACCUCAGCUGCAACUUUGCACGGGUGUCAUCGUGGCAACCUGAAAGUCUGGGUGUCACUCCCUGCGUGGACUCAUGGGACUGUAUGUGGUUUUAAUGCUUGCUGUUAAUGUUUCCGACAAAAAAUCUUUAAGAUUUAAACAGGAUGAUUGUAGUGAAUGACCUCUGGCAAUAAAUGCACUUUCCUUGUCUUUAUCCUUGUUACAACAUGAGACGACAUGUGACAUAAUGAAGGUUAUAUGUACAGUAUUCAUUUGUUCCGCUUUCUGCUCAGCCGCAUUGUACAGACAGUCCUGAAAGCGAUAGUACUGAGAAGACUACAUCAAUGUAUUUCAUCUUACUAACAACUGUAAAUGUGAACAUAGUCAACAUGCUUACAUUCCACCUCCAUGCAUGAGCAAUUUUAAAUGCCUACUGGCUUAUAGGUGCGACUUUUUAACUCUGUAGUAGACCUCCUGUGUGGAGGUUUUCCUAAUGGUGCUAAGUUAACCCCGAAAUAUGCUAGAAGCUGCACCCGAGGGAGCGCUUCCCUGUCCCUGAUUCAAAGACACACUUUUGUGGAAAGAGGGGAUGCAAAAAUAAUGUAAAAAUAGCCUCCAGCUCAUCACACCUAGGAGAAACCACUUUACACUCACAAGUGUAAAAAGUGAUAGAGCUGCAUCCACCUUCUACGAAUGCUUCCCCCCCACACACACUGCCUGUUAUUUCACCAUGGAGGAUAAUAUUGAACAGCAACACUCCAGUUCUUCCUCCUGUACUGUUUUAGGUGAAAUGAUGAGACUGACUGGAGCCACAGCAGCCAGUAAUUACCUUUUACGUCGAGUCUGACACCUCAGGCCGUCUUUGCCUGACACCUGCCUUAUUAGAGGAACAGGAAGCGUUUGUGUGUGUGUGUGUGUGAACGUCUCGUCUGCACAGAAUAAGCUGAGAAUGAAAUAAUAUCAAAGUAAGAGGAAAUAAGAGUGUGGGAAUGUGAUGAAAAGCGAGACAUAGCUCUGUGACUUUUGUUGCUUCCUCUUGAACUCAGACUCUGACAAGUUUUUUGUUCACAAAAGAGCUGAAAUGGUCUCUUGUCUUUGACACUCUCUAUACACCCAGACACAGAGAGACAAAGGAAUAUCCUUCCUGCAGCUUAAGCCUCUCAUCUCUGGGGUCCUAUAAUGUUCAAAGAUGAGUUUAUCAAUAGUGUUAUGAAAUAAAUAUAAAGCAUUCAAUGUAAUUAAAUUCAUUUUGGUUGCAGAGCAACUUUCUUUCUGUUCAUAUUGUUGAUAUUUAGGCAUUCAAACUGAAACCAGAGCCUUCCAUGGAUUUGUGAAUGACAAGAAGAGAAGCAUGUGAAUCGUAUCUGAUACACUCUCUUCAUCAUGUUUAAUAUUAAUUCACUGGAAACAGGAAGAUUUAAUAAUCUAUUCAUGUAAAUAGAUUUGGUUUUUGUUUUGUUGAUAUUUAAAUGUAAACAAAAGAGCGUUAACCUGGGCAGUAAAUGUCUUUUAAUGCGCUGUGUGUGGUGGUGAGCAGUUACAGAUACGACCUCAGCUGGACCUGUGUGUUUGUGCUGAAAACACAAAUACAGACACACACACACACACACAACUAGGAAAAUAAACUUAAUCCAUUCUCAUUAACUGUCUGUGGAUCACUGCAUCAACUCUUAACUCUAUUGUGCAAGUAAAUGGGAAAAUGAAACUGGAAUAAUAAAAUCUGAAAUAAUACAA
Molecule: messenger RNA, 5310 nt
Organism: Siniperca chuatsi (mandarin fish)
Lineage: Eukaryota; Metazoa; Chordata; Actinopteri; Centrarchiformes; Sinipercidae
Gene: asap2a
Product: ArfGAP with SH3 domain, ankyrin repeat and PH domain 2a
Exons: 29
Coding region: 472-3426 (984 amino acids)
Biological process (GO): positive regulation of GTPase activity
Cellular component (GO): cytoplasm
Molecular function (GO): protein binding; GTPase activator activity
Source: RefSeq, a predicted model, not a curated record